AUGAAAGUUACUGGCAGAGGAAAAUCGUCAAAUGGUAACCCAGCUCUACAAGUUUCUCCAAGUUCCAUGACCACUGCUUUUGAUGAUACAGUUCAGGAAAUAAGUAUAAGAAAUAUGGCCAGGCAAGCGCGACAAAUUGAGAUCGGGGAUAGGGACAGAAACAAUUUUCAGACUCUGAAUGAUGAAAUUUCUGAUGAAACUGUAAAUGAAAUUUCGGAUGAAACAGACGCUGUCAAACGGCAUGGAGACGAGCAAGAAAAUAUUCUACCCAACCUUGGAGUCCAGAAAGUCCAGCAAGUAAAACCAACGGUCAUAAGGUCAGUGAAAGAAGCUAGGGAGUAUCUUUCUAAACAAGAUGACAAAACAAAGCUAAAUGGAGAGCCCCGUUUUGAACCCGUCCCUAGAAGUGAUGUUCUUGGAAGGCUACAAAGUGCUAAAGACUUUGGUAACAUUGGAAGCCAGGGAGUGUUCGUGGUCAACAAUGAUUUAGCUUCUGUGGUUCCAAAUGAAACAUCAGAUCCUCCGUCUACCGAAAAUGCUUUCGAAGAUUAUGAUCUGAAGGAUGACAAAUUUGAAGGUAUAAAGAGUGAUAAACCUGAUGAAACCAAGAAAAGACACUUCAUGGACAAUGAUCAAAAGCAACAGGUUUCUUUAGAUCAUGAAAGUAGUAACAGUGAUUCAAUGAUAGAACCAUCUGUUAAAUAUGAGAAGUGGAUGGAGGAAAACUUUAAUGAAUUUGAACCUAUAGCUAAGAAGAUUGGAGUUGGUUUUAGAGAUAAUUGCAUGGUUUCAAGAGGAAAAGCAGAUCAAGAGUCAAUUAUGAGUUCGGACAUGAGACAGCUUGGAUCUAACGAAGAAGAUGACAGCGAACUUGAAUGGAUGAAAGAUGAAAGUUUCAUCUUCUGGAAGUUGUUGUCUAACACACUAUAUUAAAUUUCCGGGAGGACCUGAGUUUCAAACCUCUAAUCCUUAUUCCCAAUAUAUUUGUCCGCCUUGAUUCUACGCUUUAUAUAGAUAUUUUUAUCAAUACUCAACCAGUAGUUAAUUCUCUUGUAUUUUCCAGUGCAUUGAGCUGUACACAGUUGAUAAUGAAGAACAAAGGAUUGGAUUUUAUUCAUUGGAGAUGGCUGCGGAUCUUGAAUUGAAACCAAAGCCAUACCAUGUGAUUGCUUUCGAGGACAGUAAUGAUUGCAAAAAUCUUGGUUAUAUCAUCCAGCCUCAAACGGAAACACUUGGGAAUGGCUAUGCCUUUGUUGUUGCCCAGCAACCUAAGAUGUUUUUCGGGAAGCCAAAACAAAUGGCUUCGGUGUAACUGUCAUUAGGAAAGGAGAGCUUCCGCUCAAUGUGGACCAAACUUUGGAAGAAGUAGAGGAACAGAUCAGUGAGAUCUACCAUGAUAGGAUCAUGCGGGAGCGCUCUAUGGAUAUAAGCUCGUUGAUAAAGGGUGUAUUUGCACGAUUUCCUUGUAUUCUGUUUUGAAGUGGUCACAUUUUUGUAUCCUGGCUGUCUUGAUGGCAGAAAAAGACCAACACAAACAAUGAAAAGUGCAAUUGGUUUCAGUGGCAAGCCCGCUAAGAA
Messenger RNA from Pyrus x bretschneideri (Chinese white pear), 1578 nucleotides. RefSeq lists its product as uncharacterized. Bases 1 to 933 code for a protein of 310 amino acids. NCBI's taxonomy places the organism in Eukaryota, Viridiplantae, Streptophyta, Magnoliopsida, Rosales, Rosaceae. The record is from RefSeq and is a predicted model, not a curated record. The transcript is spliced from 3 exons.